Messenger RNA from Salmo salar (Atlantic salmon), 10371 nucleotides. Its product is annotated as apolipoprotein B-100. Gene Ontology annotation, molecular function: cholesterol transfer activity; low-density lipoprotein particle receptor binding. The record is from RefSeq and is a predicted model, not a curated record. Gene Ontology annotation, cellular component: mature chylomicron; very-low-density lipoprotein particle; low-density lipoprotein particle. Lineage: Eukaryota; Metazoa; Chordata; Actinopteri; Salmoniformes; Salmonidae. Gene Ontology annotation, biological process: cholesterol homeostasis; cholesterol transport; lipoprotein transport.
GUUAGGCCUACCUUUGCCCUGCCACAAGGACUGCCUGAACUCUGGAACCAGGGCGGCACUCUGGCAGUACUGGAUCUCUGAAAGAGGGUUGUGAGAACUAUAAAAGCAGAUAGCCAAAGCAGAGGAAUCAAACUUUACUGAAAGAGUGAAGAGUCCUCCUCUUCUAUCCCGAAGGCUUACAGAGCUUCUUCCAACCCAUCAUGGGGGAUACUAAGCUCUGCCUUCUGCUGCUGCUAGGCACCUAUGCCUUGGCCCAGCAAGAUAUUGGGAAUUCUGAGGGACAAUCUCCAACUUGUCUCUUGGCAAAGAGGUUCAAGAACUUCAGAAGAUUUCUUUACCAGUAUGAAGCCGAGACCCUUAAUGGCGUAAAUGGAGCUACCAACCUCAAGAAUGGCCCUAAAGUAACCUGCAAGGUUGAAAUUGAUGUGCCCCAAACAUGCAGUUUCAUCCUGCGCACCCCAGAGUGCUCCCUGAGCGAGGUCAUCCACGUCGACACAGAGGGUUCCGCUGUGUUCGCGCCCGCUGCUGGUGCUGAGGCUUUCCAGGCUGCCAUGGCGAAGAACCCCCUGAAGGUCAUGGUUGAGGGACAGACAGGUGUGAAACUCUUCCCUGAGGAGGAUGAGACCACCACCAUCUUAAACAUCAAGAGGGGAAUUGUCUCAGCCCUUAUCGUGCCUGCUUUGGAGGAAGAGAAGAACAAGGACAUGGCCACCCUUCAUGGAGUUUGUGGCACCAACUUCGCUGUUAACUCCAAAGAAGACAUCGCCACUGACGUGACCGUCACCAGAGACCUGUCCAAAUGCGACAGCUUCAUUGCACAGAGGGACCACACCAGCCCCCUGGCUAUCAUCUCUGGCAUGCAAUACCCACUGUCCAAGCUGAUCAGCAGCACCCAGACUUGCAACUACAAGUUUGACAACCAGAAGAAGCACAUGACUGCUGGGUCCUGCACUGAGAAGCACAUCUUCCUGCCUUUCUCCCACCAGACUGAGUAUGGAGUAUCAACACUGGUCAAACAGACUUUGACUCUCCUGGAGACUAGCAAGAUCAAUGAAAGAGUUUUCAACCACAAUGAGGCCAACCUCAAGGGUCUACCCAUGGAGGCUGCUGAGGACAAAGCUGCCAUCCAGACAGCAGAUGCUGCUCUUGCCACCCUGAGGGAACUGAGCAUCCUGUCCGAGACCAACCAGGGCCACCAGCGCGCCAGCACCUUCCAGAGACUCGUGUCUGAGCUCCGGGGACUGAAGGGUGAGACUAUGAGCCCUGCCGUCCCUGAGAUGGUGUCCGUAUCGGACACCCUGACCUGGCAGGCCCUGGCCCAGUGCGGUACCCCUGAGUGUAGCAGCGCCAUGCUCCAGCACCUCAGGACCUUCGAGCCUGAAGCUAUGGAAGUCGACGCCGCCGUCUAUGCCCUGGGACUCCUGCCCAACCCCUCCCGCCUCCUUGUCAAAGACAUGCUCAGCAUGGCUCAGUACAAACAGAGCAAGCCCAUCAUGUUUGCUUUAGGCAAUGUCGUCAGAAAGCUCUACCAGGCUGAGGGCAAAGUCACCCCCGAGAUCGCUGCUGUGUCUGAGUUCCUUGCCUCCCUUUUGGGUGCUGAUUGUGCUGGAGAAAAGGAGCUGACCUUCCUGACCCUAAGAAUUAUUGGCAACAUAGGAGAAGCCAUGGAGGCCGCCGACGCUACCGUGAAGACCACCCUGCUGAAGUGCAUGAGACAGCCCACCACAACCCUGCAGGUCCAGCUCGCUGCCAUCCAGGCCUUCAGGCGCAUGUCUGUGACCGAUGAGGUGCGCUCUAACCUCCAGAGGGUGAGCUCAUACGCUAAGGGUGCCGUGCAGAAGAGACUGGCAGCCUACCUGAUUCUGAUGAGGACACCUGAGGCAAGUGACCUGGAGCUGGUGAAGAAAAUACUGAAGGCGUCGAUGCAGGAGCAGAAACCAGACGUCCAGGAGCAGAAUGCGCAGGUCAAGGCCUUCGUGACCUCUCACAUCUACAACAUAAUCCACUCCAAUGACCCCGAGACUAUAAAGCUGGGCGACAAGAUCCUUGAUGUCCUCGCUGACCCUACCAUGGCAACCACUCAUGGUGACUACACUACAAUGUCUCGCAACUACAAGAUGGAUGCUGCCAUGAACAACAUGAAGACCAGCGUGCAAGGAAACAUGAUCUUUGAUCCCACCAGCCAACUGCCCAAGGAGAUCAUGCUUGAGACUACCCUAAAGGCUUUCGGCUAUAACAUGGACAUAUGGGAGAUUGGCAUAGAGGGAAAAGACUUUGAGCCAACCAUUGAAGCUCUGUUCGGAAAGAGCGGGUUCUUCCCUGACACCGUAUCCAAGGCUAUGUACUGGGCUGGAGACAAGAUGCCAGACCAGGUGAACGAGGUUCUGAAGAACUUCGCUGCCCCAUUGAAGAAUGAGAAAACAAAGGUCCCAGAGAACAUCAUGAGGGAGAUUAUCCGCAACUUCAACAAGCUGGCGAAGGAUCUGCAGGCUCAGGAGUCCCCUGAAGCCAUGGCCUAUCUGAGGAUCAUGGGAACUGAGCUUGGAUACAUCAAGGGCAGCGAGCUGAAGGGCAUUGCCCAAUACGCAGCCAUGUACGCUGAGAUCCUCCUCAAGGACAUGCCCACGCAGUUCAUGCAGAAAAUGGUGUCAGGCACUGACAAUGAAGUGUUCGCCCAUUACAUCUUCAUGGACAACAAGUUCUCCUUGUCAACUGCCUCUGGCUUCCCUCUGAAGUUCUCUCUGUCCGGUACCUUUGCUCCUGGAGCUAAGGGAGGCCUCCGCUUUCACCGCAACAUGCAGGAAGUGUCCUUCAUGCCCUCUGUGGGAGUGGAGUUUGUGACCCAGAUGGGAGUCCACAUCCCCGAGUUUACCAGCUCCGUUGUGGAGAUGCACACCAACAUGUACCACGAAAGCGCUGUCAACGCCAAGAUCACCAUGGAGCAGAACCAGAUCAAGCUGGGUAUCCCUGCUCCUCAGGGCUCCACCCAGCUCUUCAGAGUCAGCAACAGAAUUCUGACAGUUACCUCUGGUCAGGCUACUCUGAUCCCCCCCAUGGAUGAGGGCAGGACCAACGUCGUGAACUGCAGCCCUCUCUUCUCUGGAGUGAAGUACUGCACCACCGUCCGUUACAACUUAGCUGGUGACAACGCUGCUGCUCCUUAUUUCCCUCUCAAUGGAGAGACUAAGUUUGCUCUUGACAUCCAGCCCACUGGCGAGGUCUCUGAGUACACCGCCACCUUCGCCUAUGACCUCCUCAGCGAGGGAAAGGAGGGACGCCAGAAGGUUGACACCGUGAGGAUGACACUGAGAGCGGAGGGUGCUAAACCCACUGAGGCCACUGCCACCAUGAAAUACAACAGGAACAGGAACAUCCUGACCACCAACGUCCAGAUCCCUGACUAUGAUGUGGAGGCUGGAAUCAGGAUUGGUCUCACAGAGACCAAUGGAAAGUCCAUCACCAUCGACAUCACCAACAAGAACAUCCCUCAGCUGUCUCUAAUUGGCCGCGCCAAGCUUGAGGCCAUGAGCGACAGUAUGCUGCAGGUCCAGCUGGUUGUCCCUGCCCUCAAGACUGACGCAGCUAUCACUGCCACUAUGAAGAGUGCAGAGGAACUCACCCUGGAGCUCAGGAGUGACAUCAAGCUCCCCGAGACCACCUCCAUUCAGGGAGUCAUCUUCAAAUACGAUGAGAACAAGGUUGAGGUUCAGCUGGUGUCCGACAUGGGUUCUGAGAUCCAAAAACUCAUCCCUCAUACCGAAGCCCUCCAAGCCUUGCUGAAGCAGCUCUCUGAGGACAUCCUGGACAAGCAGGUGGUCAAGACCGACAUGAAACUGCGUCACAUCUUCACCAAAUCUCUUGAGGCCGUCAACAUUUGGAUGGACAAGAUCACCUUGGAUGUUCCCAUGGUUGAGACACUGAAGGACAACAUGCCAGAGCUGGCGAUGCCCACAAUGCCCGAAAGACUGUUCCUGAAAUCUGAGAGCACAUUCAAAUACCAGUUCAACAAGGACCGUGUCACCAUCACCAUUCCCAUGCCAUUCGGAGGAAAGUCAUCUGAGGAGCUGAGGAUCCCUGCCAUGCUGACCACCCCACAUCUGUCCGUGCCCCAGGUCGGUUUGGAGCUUGCCUCCAAGGAGGUCCAGGUCCCCACCUUCUCCAUCCCCAACGACUACAAGCUCACUGUGCCACUCUUCGGAAUGGUUGAAGUGUCUGCUAAGGUGAACAGCAACUACUAUAACUGGGAGGGAAUGGUCUCCGGUGGCAACAACUCUGUGGAGACCCCCAGCUACAUUGCCAAGUUUAAGGUGGUGGCUGACAGUCCCAUUGAACUCCUCGCUUUCACAUCUGAAGGAACUGCCCUCAUCACUGACAUGCCAGAAGACUCUCUGAAUGCGAUUUUGAAUGGUUCCCUUAGCCACAAGCUCAUUGACACCAGCUUUGAGGUAAUGGAAACCGUCAGUAUGUCAGACAAAGUGAGAGCCACAGGCAACCACAAGAUUCAGGUCUUCAGCCCUCUGGGUCUGCAGACAUCCCUGGACAUCACUUCACAGGCCUCCCUGGCCUCUGACAUGCUCAUUGGAGAUGCUAACAUGGAUGGUAGUGUAACCCUUGGAUCCGUGACUGCCAGCACCACCUAUUCCCAGUCUUUCUCUUUCGAACACAUGAAGAAAGAAGCCAGAGCCGAGUCCACACUGAGGGUGAACUCCCCAAUCCUGGAGAUUGUCAACAAGCUCAAGGCCGGCUAUGCUAAUGAGCAGCUUCUGAUUGAGUCCAAGACCAACCUGAACAACGACCCCAUUAAGCACACCACCAAGUUCAGCAUCAGCUACAAAGAGGCCCAGCUGACGAUCCAUUCCGACUCUGUGACCAAGGCUGAAGAGAAAAUGAUCCGCAGCAAAGUGGACUUCACUGCCUCCAGGGAUGAAGCCAUCAUCAGGGUAGAAAACCAGGCUGAUGAUACCGAGAAUCGUGCCUACUCCCUGCUCUCCGGAGCCCUGAACCCCGCCAGCCUGGAGAUCAAUGCAGACGCUUCCGUCAACAUCUUCGGCAGCCGCGCCUUCCACAAGGCUGCUCUGACGAUGAACCAGGAAGGUCUAGCAACAAGUGCCACCACCACCGCCCAAAGCAGCCCCAUAACCUUCGAGAAUGUCUUCAAUGGUGGAGUCGAUACCACCGGGGCCCAUGUGUCCGUCAACACCAAGGGGGCCUUUGGGGAGACCACCGCCGACCUCAACUUGGAGGGGAAAGUGGCAAGCUCUGAGGUCUACCUAAACAGCAUUUUCAAGGGCAAUCUCUUCGAUGCCAACACCAUGAACAGAGUGAACCUGAAGGUGAAUGAAGACGGCCUGGCCCUCACCAACAAGCUGGUCGCUGAACUGUAUCAGAUGGAGACUGAGAACACACACAGCCUGACUCUCACUCUUAAAUCCCUGGCCCUCCGCUCCAAGACCGAGAACUUCUUCAACAAGGAGAACACCUACAAGCACGACAUCUCUGUCGACAUUCAGCGCUUGGGUGUUGCUGUGAAUGUGAAAAACGACCUCAAGAUCACAGAGAUUAACUUUGUCAACGAGGCUAUGUUCAAGGUAGAGGAUUACAAGAUGGAACUGACCGGCAGCCUGAAGGGAGUCUCUUCCGAAGAGGCCAAUUUCAAGCACACUUAUGAGAUCAGUUUUGCUGACAUGACCACCACUGCUAAGUGCAACACCAAUGGAAAAUAUGCACUCUCUCAGAUGACACACACUGCUGACCUCGAGGUUGCUGGUCUGUCCACCAAGUUCAACAGCGUGGCUAGCAUCAACUCUCAAGCACUGAACUUGGACAGCACUGUCAACGUUGUCGCUGAGCCAUUCAUGGUUGACAUUUCUGCUCUAUUCAACUCCAACGGAACUCCGAAUAUGUUUGGAAUUCAGAACAUUGAGCUGUUCAACCAGUUCCUGUUGAAGGCAGAGCCCCUGGCUUUCUCCCACUCCCACGAAUGCAAGGCCUCCACCAGCCUCCAGCUGGAAAAUGGAGACUCUGUCAAGACCAACCUGGACAACAAGAUCACCAGUCGUCUGACUCCUCAGGAGCAGUAUGCCUCAAUGAAGAUGACAUCCAAACUGAAUAACCAUGAAUUCAACCAAGAGCUUAGCGCCGUGAACAAUGCUGAAACGAUGGGAAUGGAGAUGAGAGGAGCUGUCUUCACCACCAUCUUGAACAAGGCCGGUGAAAACGAGGAAUACGCCAUCUCUGGUUCCCUGAAGUACGAGAAGAAUGUUGACAGCCAUUUCAUUCAGCUGCCAUUUGUUGAGCAUCUCCCUGCAGUCAUUGAACAAGUCAAAAUUGCCACGAUGAUGACGAUGGAAAACAGCAAAGGCCUGCUGCUGGAUAUUGACACCAAAUACGAAAUUAGAGCCAAGAUCCAGGGGAAAGUGGGUGAACUGAAACAAGUUGUUGAGAGCUUCGACAUCAACCUGUUCAUUCAGGACCUGAAGAACUUCAUCAAUUGCAUUGAUAUCCACAUUCCUACACUGAUGGCCAAAAUUCCCAUUGAAGAAAUCAUGAAUGUCCUGAAGUCAAUCAGGGACACUAUUAUGAGGUGGAUCAAGAAAAAUGACAUCACUGGCAAGAUGAAUGCUGUUUACACCAAAAUUGAAGAGAUCCUGUCCAAUUACGAGGUUGAAAAGAUGGUUGAGAACAUCAUGGAUGAGGUUGUGGAAAUCAUGAAGUCCUACCAGCUCAGAGAACACAUUCAGUCAGCAAGCAAUGCUCUUAAGUCUAUUGAUAUCCAAGUCGUGCUGAACAAAAUCAUGCCACAUGUGAAUGAGUUUGUAAAUGAACUGAAUGCCUUUGACUUCAAGCAAAUGGUCGACAACAUCAGUGUCUAUUUCGAUAGACUGACCGAGAAGAUCAGGUCUUUUGAUUAUGACACAUUCGCCGAGGAGCUGAAACAGAAAGUCAUCGAACUGAGCAGGGUCCCCUGUUUCGGAAAACUCAACGGAGAGUUCAGUGUCAUCUCACCUGACUACAGUAUGAGCACCAAUGCUGAGUUCCGGAAUGCCACAACUACCGAAGUGACACCAGAGUUCUACGCUGUCCUCAAAUCUCAGGCCACUUCUACCUUUGAUCUGCUCGCCUACACCCUGGAUGCCAAAGUUGACAUUGCUGUGCCCAAGAUGAGCCACCUGUCUGUCUCUGAGAACAUCAAGAUCAUGCACACGGAGUUCUCUGUGGACCACCAAGGAACAGUUGCCUUCUACGGCACAUCAGUCCAGGCUUCCUCCAAGACCAAUGCCAAGGCCACUACUGAGCCCUACACCGCCGAGCUGGUUAGCAAUGCCUUCUUCGACAUGGAGAAUGGAGUCUCUACCACACUGGAGACCACCUACAACCACAAUGUGAACCUCCCAUUUCUCAACAUCUUCAGCGAGGCUGCAAUUACCCAGAAGGCAGUUGCUCUCCUGGAAGGUGGCAUUGUCACUCUGACUCUUACCAAUGAGGGUAACGGUAAAUCUGCCAUCCAGGAUUACUCCGAUGAAGGAACCCAGAAGUACGACAUGCAGAUUGUAAUGUCCCUCAACACUGUCAAACUGAUCUUCACUGGGGCAACCGACACCAACAACCUGAAAAUGAAGCAGAAUGUGAAUGCUGAAGCCAGCAUUUUCAGUCACAUCAUCAUUGAAGCCAACACUGAGACCGAAACUCCCUUUAUCAAGAGCAGUGUUGCUGAGCUGAAAGCAGAGGCUAAGAUGCAGGAUCUGAAAAUUGAGGUAACUGCCUACUGCAACACAGAGCUGGUAGGCAAAGUUGAGGGAAUUAUUUCCAACUCAGUCAACUUCAUCGCUACACCCUAUGAGUUUGUGUUUGACACCAAGAACAAGGAAAACACCAAGGUUGCGCUUCCCUUCAAGCUGACUGGAAAGAUUGAUCUUCAGAAUGACUUUGCCUUUACCCUCAACUCUGGAGUGCAGCAGGCUAGCUGGACUGGACUGGCACGAUUCAACCAGUACAAAUACUCACACUACUUCACAAUGGACAAUGGUGAGCAGGAAAUCCACGUCUUCGCCCAGGUCAAUGGAGAAGUGAACCUUGAUGCGUUGAGGGAACCUAUCUCCAUUCCCAAGAGAGCUGUAGAAUUCAUAGGUAGGACUGAGUUCUCUCUGUGGGAGGACACCGGUCUGAGUGUGCUCUUGACCACACCUCAGCAGACCUUUGACAUGGACACCAAGCUCAUAUACAAGAAGAACCCUGAGAUGAUCACCAUUGGCAUUGACAUGGAGCCAAUCUUCAAUGCCAUCAACAAGCACACCAGAAGUCUGAACAAGAACAUGAUCGUUGGAAGGGACAAGGCUGUUGCCAUUCUCUCUACCUCAUUUGACCAGGCGAAGGCAGAGUACGAGAAAUACAACAUUGAGCUACCCAAAACUCUCACUGUUCCGGCACACAUAGUUCCAGUGCUGAAUAUUGAAGUGUCUGGUUUCACCAUUCCUGUGCCUGACUUCAGUCUCAUCACAAUGCCUACUAUGCAUGUUCCAUCUGCACUUAGCAAGCUGACCCUGCCAAAAAUCACUCUGCCAAAAAUGCAGAGCAACAUCAUGAUCCCUGUCUUCGGUGACCUGACCUACGAGUUCUCCAUGAAGACAGCUGUGCUGACAGUGAAGGCAAAUGCUGCUGUCCUCAAUCAGGAUGACAUCAUUGUCCGAUUUGACGCUUCCUCCACCUCUGAGUUUGAUGCUCUGAAGGCCAAGAUUGAUGGUACCGCCACCUUGAACAGGAACAAUGGAGUGAAACUGGCCUCUAUCCUGAAUUUGGAAGCCAUGUGUGUUGAGGGCAGCCAUGACAGCACCAUCAGCCUCAAUAGCGACGGUAUGGAUGCCUCCAUCACAAAUACAGCUAAGGUCAAUGUCCCUACCCUCUGGACUCUGGAAGUCAACCAGGAGGUCUUUGGAAAUGCCCAGGAAGGCCUCAUCAUCUCUGUGUCUUCUCCAAAUGCCGGACUCCUAGGACUCCAGCUGCAGGCCAAGAAACCAGCCCAAGUGAAAGGAAGACUCUACGGCAGAUACCCGUCUGAACCCACCACUGAUGUGGAGAUCAUGGCCCUGAAAAUGUCUGUGAUCAACUCUGAGAAGCUGAACGUUCAGACCACCUGGAAUAUGGAGGUUCCCACUGAGGUGCUCCUGGUAGUGAAGGCGAAGGUGCCUGAGAUCAUGUCAGCAGUUUACAUGGAGGAUAUCCUGUCUGUUCCCCAGAAGAUAGCCGACAAACUUGAGGGUAGCAUAGAACAGAUCACGGAUCAGGGCAAGGUCAUCUACAAGAGGGCUGCAGAAAACAUUGCAGCUAUGGACCUUACACCCAUCACAGACAAGCUCUCCGACAGCGUCAUGUUCGUCCUCAGGCAGUACCAGAAGAAUGUUCAGGUUUUGCUCGAUGCUGCCAUCAAGUUCCUGAGAGAGACCCAGUUCCAGAUGCCUGGACUUGAGGGAAAGAUGUCCGGUCUUGAGGCCUACCAGAAACUGAGUAGAUUCUUUGCUGAAUUGAUUGAGGAAGCUAUCAAGAAGGUUCCAGAAUUCUUUGCCUCCCACGGUGCAGCUCUCCUUGAACAGAUCAGAAACAUCAAAUUCACUCUUCCCGGCUCCAGCAACCUGGUCAGCGGGAGAGAAAUCCUGGAUGACCUUAUGGCUGCCAUUGAGAAGAUUCAGGAGCAGGUGAUCAUCAUUGUGAAGAGAGUCGGAGAUGUCCCUCUGGAGGAUAUUGUGAGCAGGCUGUCUGCAUUCCUGCGCUUAACCGUGACGAAAACCGAAGAGCUCAUUAUCUCCCUGAAAUCUCAGGAUGUGGAGAAACUCACCAUGUGGAUGAGUGACGUCUUCAGCGAAGCCAUCAGCACCCAUGCCAUGUCUGAUAUUGCACAGCAGAUCGAGGAAGCCAAGAGAAUUAUCCGAGAAUAUCGCGACCUCUUUGCUGAAAUGUCCAUUGAGCAGCUCAACGCUGACAUCCAGUCUUGGAUUGACUCCAUGAUUCAGAGUAUUAAUGCCAUCCACACCAAGGUCACUGAGUUCCUUCAGGACAUUACCAGAAAUGCUGAGCCUUUUGUGACAGUGAGUGACAAACAGAUAGACAUUGAAAUUCCUAUUCCAUUCAUUGCUCAGCUUGACAUGUAAAACAUAUACGCCCAAUUCAUUGGCUUUCACCUUGCAAACAUAACUGUUAUUCUCAUGUAGCCUAUUCAUAUUAUAAUGAAUUUCCAUUUAUUUUUUGUAAGUUACUAAUUUAGUUUAUUAUUCACAAGUUAAGACAGCCAACUUGACUGUUUUCAUUUUGCUCCCUAUGUGUCUUGUUCUUUUUUUAAACUUGAAAGAAAAACAUGAAUAAAAGACCAUUUCAUGCAAA